Molecule: messenger RNA, 2307 nt
Organism: Telopea speciosissima
Lineage: Eukaryota; Viridiplantae; Streptophyta; Magnoliopsida; Proteales; Proteaceae
Product: receptor-like protein CLAVATA2
Exons: 1
Coding region: 16-2256 (746 amino acids)
Molecular function (GO): protein binding
Source: RefSeq, a predicted model, not a curated record
CAUUUUUCUCCAUUUAUGUUCUGGUCUCUGCAAAUUCGAACUCCAUUAAUGGCGGCUACAAUGUUUCCAUUCUUCCUAGCCCAUAAAGCCCCCAGCUUGCUUCAUUCCUCGUUCUUCUUGCAGUUUCUUUGCUUCAACUUACUUAUCGUUGCUGCAAUCCGAGACCCAGAGUUUGAUUUCGACCCUAUAGACAGAGCUUCACUUCUCAAGUUCAAGUCAGCAAUUAACGAUCCCAACCAAAUCUUAUCGACUUGGGUUGGUACCAUAUGCAGCAAUUGGACAGGAAUAACCUGUGAGAAUCGAACCCAUAAGGUGGUUUCCAUCAAUCUCAGCUCCUCCAACCUCUCUGGCCUGAUUCACCCGAGCUUAUGCGAGCUUUCCUCACUAGAAACAAUUAUUCUGUCUCGCAACAACUUCUCAGGUUCAAUCCCUUCGUGUUUUGGGAAUUUAAAAGCUCUGAAAACCCUAGAUCUUGCCCAUAAUCGGCUUCAAGGUGUUAUUCCAGAUGAGCUAAUGGAGCUUCAUCUUCUGGAGGAGCUUGUUCUGAGAGAAAACGAGGAGUUAGGAGGCUUAGUUCCUUCGUGGGUUGGGAAUUUUUCGUCCAAUCUUCAAAAACUCGAUCUUGGGUCGAAUUCGUUUGGUGGAGAGAUUCCUGAAAGCUUGUUAUACCUGAAAUCAUUGACACAUUUGGAUCUUUCCAACAAUCUCUUGUCCGGAACGCUCUUUGAUUUUCAUCAACCGUUGGUGUCUCUUAAUCUUGCUUCAAACGAGCUUUCGGGAACUCUUCCUUGCUUCUCUGCUUCAGUUGAUUCGCUCACAGUCCUCAAUCUCGCAAAUAACUCCAUUGUCGGAGGGAUUCCCACCUGCAUUUCAUCUCUGCGAGAUUUAAAGGUGCUUAAUCUAUCCUUCAAUAGCCUGAAAUAUGAGAUUUCGCCGAGAUUCAUAUUUUCGGAGAAGCUACUUGUUCUGGACCUGAGUUCCAACGAUUUCUCUGGUCUUCUACCGAGUAAAAUUGCAGCAACAACAGAAAAAUCUGGUCUAGUACUUCUUGACCUCUCGCACAAUCGAUUUUCAGGUGAAAUACCAGUGGGUAUUACAGAGUUGAAGAGCUUACAAGCGUUGUUUCUUUCACAUAAUCUGUUAACGGGAGAGAUUCCAGUGAGAAUUGGAAAUUUAACUUACUUACAAGCGAUUGAUUUGUCUUUCAAUUCUCUUUCGGGUUCGAUUCCUCUCAACAUUGUUGGGUGCUUUCAGCUUCUGCAACUGAAGCUCAACAGCAACAACCUCUCCGGCGAAAUCCAGCCGGAACUCGACGCAUUAGACAGCUUGAAGAUUUUGGAUAUCAGCAACAACAAGAUUUCAGGAGAGAUCCCACUCACCUUGGCUGGUUGUAAAUCGCUUGAGAUAGUUGAUUUAAGCUCUAACAAUCUCACUGGAGCACUAAACGAGGCCAUACUGAAAUGGUCCAAUCUCAGAUUCCUCUCUUUAGCUCAUAACAACUUCAAUGGCGCACUACCCAACUGGUUAUUCCCUUUUGAAUCUCUCCAAUUCCUUGAUUUCUCAUCCAACAACUUCUCGGGAUUCAUUCCAGAUGAGAACUUCAACGUUAGCUCUUACUUCAACAGUGGCGAAAGUGAAACAAUGCCUCCUCUGCAACAAAGCCUCGAAAUCAAUGUUUCUGUGAAUCUCCAAGGAAACCAUGAAUUGGGUUUUGAGUACAGACUUUUAUAUCAAGUGGGUAUAGAUUUUUCCGACAAUCUGAUAGGCGGCGAGAUUCCGACGGGUCUGUUUGGAUUGCGAGGACUACAGUACCUAAACCUAUCACACAACCUCCUUGUUGGUCAGAUUCCGGCGAAUCUUAGCAAUCUAUGGAGCUUAGAAACCUUGGAUUUAUCUCAUAAUUCGAUAUCUGGUCAAAUUCCGGCGAGCAUUUCGGAUCUGCGAAAUCUGCAACUGGUGAAUCUUUCUGAUAAUCGGCUCUCUGGGUUGGUUCCGGGUGAGAAGAAAUUCCCCGGGGCAUUCGCUGGAAACCCGGAGCUGUGUGUGAAUGAUAUGAACAGCGAAGGUUGCCGGUCGGCGAGAAAUUUCCCGGCGGCGUCAGGGGAGAUGUUCAAGGGAGAGAGGGAAAAGGGAUUGAUUUCAGGUGUGGUUUUUUGGGUGAGUGCUCUAGUUACAUUCUAUGCCAGUGUUUUUGCUUUCUUCUUGACACCUCGGGUGAGGAACUACAUUCUCCGGCCAUUGAGAGCUGAUUUUUGAACCAAACAGGCCCUUGGGGAUGUGGGACUUGAGAGUAGAGAAGAUGUCUAG